Dryobates pubescens (Downy woodpecker) is the source of this 997-nucleotide messenger RNA. RefSeq names its product MIF4G domain containing (gene MIF4GD). Lineage: Eukaryota; Metazoa; Chordata; Aves; Piciformes; Picidae. Bases 162 to 830 code for a protein of 222 amino acids. The transcript has 6 exons. Gene Ontology annotation, cellular component: cytosol. Gene Ontology annotation, molecular function: protein binding; RNA binding; translation activator activity. Gene Ontology annotation, biological process: regulation of translational initiation. The record is from RefSeq and is a predicted model, not a curated record.
AAGAGGAAACCUGGGCCGUGCCGGGAGUGAGCGGGGCCGGGGCGGCGGGGCCCGGGACGCUCCGACGAUGCCCCGGUGGCCAGAGGACCCAGCGGGGGCGGCCGGCAGGGACUGUCACUAGCCCAUCCAUUGCCCUGACGCUUGGCCUGAGGAAUCCAGCCAUGGGGGAAACGGGCAAAGAGGAGUACAAAAUACAGUCGUUCGACACCGAGACUCAGAAGCUGCUGAAAACAGCCCUCAAAGACCCCAGCAAUGUGGACCUGGAGAAAGUGGCCAAUAUCAUUGUGGACCAGUCCCUCAAAGACUGUGUGUUCAGCAAGGAGGCAGGGCGCAUCUGCUACACCAUCAUCCAGGCAGAGAGCAAACAAGUUGGGCAGAGCAUCUUCCGGAGGAGCCUGCUGAACCGGCUGCAGCAGGAGUACAAGGACAGGGAGGAGCUGCGCAGCCGCUCGCUCCAGGCCUGGAUCUGCUACGUCACCUUCAUCUGCAACAUCUUCGACUACCUGAGGGUGAACAACAUGCCCAUGAUGGCUCUGGUGAACCCUGUGUACGACUGCCUGUUCCGGCUGGCACAGCCUGACAGCUUGCGGAAGGAGGAGGAGGUGGACUGCCUGGUGCUACAGCUCCACCGCAUUGGCGAGCAGCUGGAGAAGAUGAACUCCCAGCGGAUGGACGAGCUCUUCUCCCUCCUCCGGGACGGCUUCCUGCUGCAGGAAGGGCUCAGCUCCCUCUCCCAGCUCCUGCUGCUGGAGAUCAUCGAGUUCCGAGCAGCCGACUGGAAGAUGACGGACGCUGCCCAGAAAUACUAUUACAGCGAAGUGACAGACUAACCUCUGCACCGGGGGGGAAGAGAGCUCCCCAGCACUUUCACCAGCAAGCUUCAUACCAAGUCUGAGUUUCUUUUCACAUUGGUGUUUUUCUAGCACUUCCUGUAAAUAGGAUUUGUAUUGGCCAGAGCCUCGGGGCAGGUAACUGUCGGGCUGCCAACCGGAGCCGG